This is a messenger RNA of Anolis sagrei ordinatus, 2531 nucleotides long. It is a transcript of the gene MC5R, whose product is annotated as melanocortin 5 receptor. The record is from RefSeq and is a predicted model, not a curated record. Lineage: Eukaryota; Metazoa; Chordata; Lepidosauria; Squamata; Anolidae. Gene Ontology annotation, cellular component: plasma membrane; cytoplasm. Gene Ontology annotation, molecular function: melanocortin receptor activity. Gene Ontology annotation, biological process: adenylate cyclase-activating G protein-coupled receptor signaling pathway; regulation of metabolic process.
UGGGGGGAAAGAAAGGGAGGAGGAGCUGGAAGGCGAACACUGGAGUGAUCAACUCUGCGAGUAUAAAAAGGCAGCACCACAAUAUGUAAUUUUGAAUACAAGGGAGACCUGUCUCUGUGGAUGUGAAUCAUGUUUUUCCUCUGACAUGGCAUCUAUUCCUGCCAAAAGAACACAAACUCUUGAUGCUGGAUGGACAGGUGAACACAAACUUCUGACAGCCAAAGGAAGAAAGUGCAGACUUGAAGACAUACAGGAGCUCAAAUUCUUGGUUCUGGCACUUCCUGUCAAAAAUGCAUUUGCAAGACUGUUUUACAACCAGCCUGCCUGACUGAAAAGAGCAUUUAAGGAAAGAGCUUCUUUGUGAGCCAAGAUGAACAACUCUGACCAACCCAACAGUCUAGACAUUAACCUGACAGUGCUUGCAAGCAACCUAACGCUGCCUACCAUCAAGACUAAACUGUCAACCUGUGAACAAGUGGUCAUUGCUGUUGAAGUCUUUCUUAUACUUGGCAUUGUAAGCCUUCUUGAAAACAUCCUGGUCAUCUGUGCCAUAAUUAAGAACAAGAACUUGCAUUCACCUAUGUAUUUCUUUGUGUGCAGCUUAGCCGUGGCUGAUAUGCUGGUCAGUGUGUCAAAUGCCUGGGAGACCAUCACUAUAUAUUUGCUAAACAAUAGACACCUCAUUAUUGAAGAUGUUUUUGUACGUCACAUAGACAAUGUUUUUGACUCAAUGAUAUGUAUCUCUGUUGUGGCUUCCAUGUGCAGUUUGCUAGCUAUAGCAGUGGACAGGUACAUCACUAUCUUUUAUGCCCUCCGUUAUCACAAUAUCAUGACUGUGAAAAGAUCAGGACUCAUAAUUGCAUGCAUCUGGACUUUUUGCAUAGGCUGUGGUAUCAUCUUCAUCCUCUAUUAUGAAUCAAAGUAUGUCAUCAUGUGUCUCAUCACAAUGUUCUUCACUAUGUUGUUUCUCAUGGUAUCUCUGUACAUACACAUGUUCCUUUUGGCUCGUACACAUGUCAAGAGGAUAGCAGCUCUGCCGGGAUAUAAUUCUGUUCAUCAGAGGACCAGUAUGAAAGGUGCCAUAACUCUGACUAUGCUACUUGGCAUCUUCAUAGUUUGCUGGGCUCCAUUUUUCCUCCAUCUUAUCCUCAUGAUCUCUUGCCCACAAAAUCUUUACUGUGUUUGCUUCAUGUCUCACUUCAACAUGUAUCUCAUCCUCAUCAUGUGCAAUUCAAUUAUUGAUCCCUUGAUCUAUGCCUUCCGAAGCCAAGAGAUGAGAAAGACUUUUAAGGAGAUCAUCUGCUGCUAUAGUAUAAGCCUGGUCUGUGGACUGCCCAGCAAAUAUUAGGAAACGCACAUUCAAGGAGUUUUAAACAUGGUUGGGUUGCAGCUCCCCUCAUUCUUUUACCAUUGCCUAGGCUGGCUAGGGCUGAUGGAAAUUGGAAAUCAGACAACAUUUGGACCGCUACACAUUGCCCAUCACUGCUCUAAAAACAAGACUGAAUGUACUACCAAAGGUGUGGGUGUGAGUAGGAGAAAAAAGUAGUUAUAUCAUUUCAGUUUAUUUGUUUGUUUUUAUAACUAGUAAUUGUGAAUAUAUUUGGUAAAUUAUCUUUGUGCUUCAUGAAGUAUAGAUACAAAUACAAACCAGUAUUUCAGAUUUUUCUGACUGAUCUUUAGCUAUGACCACUUAAUUGACAAGUGCGGAGUUUACUUUGCUGUCUGUUGCACUUUUAUGCGUGACUGUAAUUAAUAUUAUGUGAUAAAUGUAAUUUGCAAAUGUUAAAUUUCCUAUGUCUCAGUGAGGAUGUCUUCAGAAUGUCCUUAUGUACAUGUACAUAUCAGUAAAGGACAAAAUACGAGAACAUCUCAACUGACUAGUGUAACUGAAAUAUUUUCUUUUGUGAGGAGUUUAUUUGUGCCUGUUACUUGACUGUAGAAAUCUGAAUAACAUGCCUGUGGGGACAGAAGUAUUGAAAGUCAAAACUAGCCACUGAAUAGAUGCAGCUGCUAGUGAGAAAAAGAGUUGUGGCUAUGAGUCUUUGGGUUUACAGCAGUUGCUGGGGUGCCAAACAGUUACCACAACCCAAAUGGGUGAAUCCAGCCACAACUCUUUUCAUGACAUAUUAAUGGUGACCAAUUCCUGGGAGAGCAAUGCACUGAUGCAAUGCUGCUUAUCAAUGUUGUGUGCCUUCAAGUUGUUUUUGCCUUAUGGCAACCCUAAGGUAACCCUACCGCUGAGUUUUCUUGGCAAUUUUUUUUCAGAGAAGGGUUGUCUUUAUUUCUUCUGAUGCUGAAAGUGAUUGAUUUAUCCAAGAUCACCCAGUGUGUUUCCAUGCCUGAGUGGAGAUUUCAACUCUUAUCUCCAGAGUUAUAGUUCAAUGGUCAAACUGCUACAUCAUACUGGCUCUUUGCUUACAAGCUGGCAAAUACUUCUUGAAAAAGACAACUGCCUUCUACAUCUCCUUGACAUGUAAGAAAUACAGCUUUGAUUUUUGCAAUAUGAAUAUAUGAUGUUAAUUCAGCAUUGG